Molecule: messenger RNA, 4812 nt
Organism: Vanrija pseudolonga
Lineage: Eukaryota; Fungi; Basidiomycota; Tremellomycetes; Trichosporonales; Trichosporonaceae
Exons: 1
Coding region: 1-4812 (1603 amino acids)
Source: RefSeq, a predicted model, not a curated record
AUGGCCGCGCGCGACGCCGCCUCUCCCAACAACAAUGGCGAGCAACAGCACGCACCCCGGCACUGGUGGUACGGCUGGCGGAACCCCCCGCCCAGCAAGGGGGGCCCGGUCUGGGUCCCCGUCGAUAACGGCGACGACUGCCACGAAUGCGACGCCGGCAAGGGCAAGGACAACGGCAAGGAUAAGGACGGUGGAGGAUACUGGACGUGGGGGUGGGGGUGGAAGCCGCGUCCUAAGAAGCCCGGUAAGGGUAAGGGCGGCAGCCACAAGAAGCCUACCGACGGCGGUGGCAAGGACGGCUCCAAGGACGGAUCCAAGGACGGCAGCAAGGACGGCAGCCAGAAGCCUGGAGGUGGCACCACCUCCCCGGGCACCGACGGCUCCAAGGACGGCGGCCAGCAGCCCGGUGGCGGCGACACCACCUCGACCGGCACAGCCGGCGAGCCCCAACAGGGCAGCGGCGGCGACGGCACGUCGACCGGCCAGACGGGCAGCGGCACCCAGCAGCAGCCCGGCGGCAGUGGCACCGGCACGAACGGCGACGGCAGCCAGCAGCCCGGCGGCAGCGGCACCGGCACCGGCACGAACGGCGACGGCACCAACGACCCCAGCCGCUCCGGCAGCGGCAGCGGCGCGACCCCGACGCCGAGCGGGGACGGCGACUCGGUCGGCAUGGCGGGUGGCGGCAGCCCUAUCAGCGGCGCGGGCUCCAGCUCGCGCUCGCUCCAGCCGCCGAGCUGGAUGACUGCUCCUGCGCCCAGCCGGCCUGUCGAGUCGGCUUCGUCCUCGUGGUGGACUAUCGGCCCCGCAACGUGGUCGUCGCGCGCGCCGGAGCCUACCAACGGCAGCGGCGGAAACGACCCCGCCGCCGGCGGCGACCCCGCCGUCAGCCCUUCGCGCGUCGGCGGCACCGUCGCGCCAUCGCCCUCCGCUACCGGGCAGGUCGGCGAGGGAGUCCAGGCGCACCUCAGCGGGUCCGUCAUCGUCCCCGGUCCAGCGCCGUCCGACGGCGCGGACGGCGGCUCGUCGUCGUCGGCGUCGACGUGGUGGACGAUUGGCCCUGCGACGUGGUCCUCGCUCGCGCCGAGCGCGACCGGCAGCGGUAACGAGCCUGAAGGCUCGGGACAGGUCGGCGAGCCGCUCCAGUUCCAUGUUAGCGGCUCGGUCACCGUCGAAGGACCUGCACCAACUGGCACGAAGCUGCCGCCAGGCGGCACAACUUUCCCCGACCCCAGCCGCCCGGCAGAGUCUUCGUCGUCGUGGACUAUUGGCUCUGCGACUUGGUCGUCGCGCGCCCCACAGCCGUCAGAUGGCGGUGGCAACGACCCCGCUGGCACUGGUCCUGCUGGUGGCGGUGGAGACCGUGACCCGGCUGGCACUGGCGCCCCUGGUGGCGGCGGUGGUGGUGGCUCGUCGUCGUGGACUAUCGGCCCCGCCACUUGGUCCUCGCUCGCCCCGAACCCCACCCAGAGCAACGAGCCCGCCGGCACCGGUAUGGUCGGCGAGCCGCUCCAGUUCCACGUCAGCGGCUCAGUCACCGUCGAAGGCCCCGCUCCCUCCGCUCCGUCCGCCACGAAGCUCCCGCCGAGCUGGAUGACUGCUCCUGGACCUAGCCGCCCGGCCGAGUCCUCCUCCUCUACCUGGUGGACGAUUGGCCCCGCGACCUGGUCGUCGCUUGCUCCGAACCCCACCGACGGCGGCAACGAGCCCAGCCAGCCCGUGGGCACUGCGCCCGGUGGCGGCGGUGGAGACCGUGACCCCGCCGGCACUGGCCCAGUUGGUGGUGACGGCGGUGGUUCGGCUCCCCCUUCGUCGUCGUGGACCAUCGGCCCUGCCACAUGGUCGUCGCGCGCGCCCAACCCGACCCAGAGCAACGACCCCGCUGGCCCCGGCCCGGACGGUGGCUCAGUCUCGCCGCACCAGACUAUCGGCCCUGCGACCUGGUCCUCGCUCGCCCCCAACCCCACCGGCAGCGCCACCGAGCCCGAAGGCUCGGGGCAGGUGGGCGAGCCGCUGCAGUUCCACGUCAGCGGCUCGGUCACGGUCGAGGGCCCCGCGCCGACGGGCACGAAGCUCCCGCCAGGCGGCACGACGUUCCCCGAGCCCAGCAGCCCAGCCGGCUCGUCCUCGUGGACGAUCGGCCCGACGACGUGGUCCUCGCGCGCGCCGCAGCCUAGCGACGGCGGCGGCAGCGACCCCGCUGGCCCUGGUCACGACGGUGGCUCCGUCUCGCCGAACCCGACGCAGAGCAACGAUCCCGAGGGUGAGGGACCCGCCCCCUCGGCGCCGCGGUCGGGCGGAGGCUUGACCACCUCCGCGCCCCAAGCGUCUUGGACCAUUGGCCCUGCCACUUGGACGACAGUCUAUGCGCCCGCUGGCACUGGCCCCGAUAUCGGCGGCGGCAGCCACAGCGCGUCUGGCACCCAGUCGGCUUACGAGCCCGCUGGAACUGGCCCCGACAUUGGCGGCGGCAGCGGCACGCGCUCUGCGUACGAGCCCGCUGGCACUGGCCCAGAUAUCGGCCACGGGUCGGCUUCCGCCGCGUCGUGGACGAUUGGUCCUCCCACUUGGACGACGGCGCCAGGCCCAGACGGUACCGGCCCCGCGCACGGCAGCGGCUCUCCCUCGUGGACCAUUGGCCCCGCUACCUGGUCCUCGAGGCCGCCGAACCCCACCGAGAGCGACUACCGCGUCUCCGCUUCCGUGGGCGGCGGUGAGGCCACCAACUCGCCCCACGGGUCGGUCUCCGCCUCCGUUGGCGGCGGUGAGCCCACCAACUCGCCCCACGGCUCCGUCUCCGCCUCUGUUGGUGGUGGAGAGGCCAUUAACUCGCCGCCCCACGUCACUGCCUCUGUUGGCGGCGGCGAUGCCACCACCUCGCCCCGCGUCUCGGCUUCGGUCGGCGGUGGUGAGGCAACCCACUCGCCGUCCCACGUCACCGCCUCUGUUGGCGGCGGUGAAGCAACCACCUCGCCCCGCGUCACCGCCUCCGUCGGCGGCGGUGAGGCAACCAACUCGCCACCCCACGUCACCGCGUCCGUCGGUGGCGGUGAGGCCACUACCUCGCCGCGCGUCUCGGCUUCGGUCGGCGGUGGUGAGGCCACUAACUCGCCGUCCCACGUCACUGCCUCUGUCGGCGGUGGUCAGGCGACCAACUCGCCGCACGUGUCCGCGUCUGUCGGCGGCGGUGAACCCACCAACUCGCCUCACGGCUCCGUCUCCGCCUCUGUUGGUGGCGGUGAGGCCACCACCGCGCCCCGCGUCACCGCCUCCGUCGGAGGUGGUGAGGCCACCACCUCGCCCCGCGUCUCCGCCUCUGUUGGCGGUGGUGAGGCAACCAACUCGCCCCACGGCUCGAGCGUGACCAUCGGCCCGGCUAUCACGACCUCGGGUCCUCCGAACCCCAGCCCCACCGACGACGGCGACGAGGUAGACGGCUCGAUCACCCACGGCACCGUCACGCCGGACAAGGGCAGCGGCUCCGACAGGCCGCAGUCGACGCACCGCGACGUCCAGAGCACUGUCAGGCCUUCCCCUACCGACAUUGUCAUCCCCGCUCCCGACAGCUCGUCUGGCCCCGGCCAGGGAGGCGACAGCGGUACCGGCGGCGACGCUGGUGCUGGCCCCGGCGGCGGAGACGGCGGCAGCGGCGGUGACGGCGGCCGUGGCGGCGCGGAUGGUGGUGGUAAGGGCGGAAAGGGUGGCAAGGGCGGCAAGGGCGGCGACAGUGGCGGCUCCAACCCACCCAACGGCGGUGGCUCGAGCUCUGUCACCGGCGGCGGCUCCACCACGACCAGUGGCUCCCCGCCUAACGGCCGCGACGGCGUGACCGUCUCCGACAUCCCGCCCGCGUGGACCACGACGACGUCUCAGCCCCGCCCUACCUACGGCGAGGACGGAGGUAUUGGGGGCCAGCCCCAGUCGAGCUCCUCAACCAUCGUCCCGGGCACCACCAGGCCCCAGCCUAGCGACGAAGCAGGCGGCGGCGACGGCGGUGAGGGCGGCAAGAGCUCGCUCGGCGCCACGUGGACUACGACGACGUCCAACCCGAACCCGACCGAGAGCGGUGAGCCCGGCGAGGCGACGACCUCCUCCUCGGGCCUCGGCCCUGCCGUGACCAGAACCACGCAACGCCCCGGUGAGGGCGAGUCCAGCGCCAGCUACACCUUCCCGCCGGCGUUGACCACCACGACGACUCAGCCCGAGGAGUCUGGUGCUGAGGGCGGCGACAAGUCGUCGCUUGGCUUCACGUGGACCACAACCACCUCGCAGCCUCGCCCCACCGAUGGCAGCGACGGCGGUGAACACGCCAGUGCCAGCACCACCUCUGCAUCUUACAUCGGGCUGGGCAUGACCCGAAGCACCCAGAACCCAGCCGACGGCGGCGAGCCCACCACCUCCUCCUCGGGCCUCGGCCCGGCCGUGUCCAGAUCGACGCAGCGCCCCGGCGAGGAGGAGCCCAGCGUCAGCUAUACGUUCCCACCGGCGUUGACCACCACCACGUCGCAGCCUCGCUCCACGGAUGGCAGUGAUGGCGGUGAACACCCCAGCGGCAGCACCACCUCUGGGUCUUACGUCGGCCCUGCCGUGACCAGGAGCACGCGCAACCCCGCCGACGGUGAGCCCAGCGCGCCAAGCGGCAGCUGGACGAUCCCGCCCGCCUGGACGACGACGACGUCCAAGCCCGAGGAGACCGGUAACCCCACCGCGCCUGGCAUCCACUCGUCCGGCUCGGUCGUGGUCGUCGUCGGGCCUGGCACGUACACCGUCACUCCCGUGACUGUGUCUGCGCCGUGUGCCGCGACUGCCUAA